Mesorhabditis spiculigera is the source of this 1068-nucleotide messenger RNA. NCBI's taxonomy places the organism in Eukaryota, Metazoa, Nematoda, Chromadorea, Rhabditida, Rhabditidae. The record is from the annotation of a GenBank genome assembly.
AUGAUCGCUGCGGCUGACCGGUCGCCUGAGAGGGGCAAACCAGCAGCCCCUCUCAUCCAGACUGAUGGUGGUCUACUUCGCGCUGAAGAUGGAUUGAUGGUGAUCCCGCAUCGUCCCGUACCACAAUGUAUGCUCCCAAUAAUGAAAGGGACCAAGGAAAAGGACCGGAAACCAUUUGCCAGCGUUGGCACCAUUAUUGAUGACAGAUGGGAGGUCAAGGGAUUGAUCGGGCAAGGCGGCUAUGGCGAGGUCUACUACGCUGUCGACAAAAAGACGAAUGCUGAGGUAGCCGUGAAGGUUGAGGCGAAACACCACCGCGGCAAGCUCGACCUGAGGGUGCUGCUCGAGCAAAAAGUGCUGAUGCUGAUGCAAGGCCGCCCCCACGUCUCCAAGGUGUACGCCAGCGGUGUCACCGGCCCAACGAUGCAACAUCACAACUUCAUCGUACUGCAGCUGUUGUCGCAGAAUCUCGGGGAUCUGCAGAAACAAUCACCACUGCGGCGCCUCUCCCAAUCGACGGUGGCGAGGAUUGGAAUUCAGGGUAUUGCCGCCCUCCGUGACAUGCACAAUGCCGGCUACCUCCAUCGUGACGUCAAGCCGAAAAACAUGUGCUUCGGCGUGACGCCCUACAGUCUCUACCGGCUCUUCCUCGUCGACUUUGGCAUGGUGCGCCGUCAUAUGAAUCCGGGCGGAAAACUGCGCGAGCCGAGACCGUUGGCUGGAUUCAGGGGAACCGUACGCUACGCUUCGCGACGUAUCCAUGACGGGCGCGAGGCUUGCCCGGCUGAUGACUUGAUUGCGCUGAUGUACUCACUGCUGGAGCUGUUGGUGAUCACGCUGCCCUGGAAAUACCUAAACGCCGACAAAUGGAGAACCUCCGACAUGAGUCUCCACUAUCCGAUUGUUGGCCGUCAUUUUCAGGCAUUUGCCCGCAUCGUCCAAACAUACGGCAUUUCGGAUAUCCCCGGAUACGAAUCACUCCAAGCGAUCUUAAGGCCAAUGUGCCACGGCAAGCAGUUGUGGGAUGAAUACGACUGGGAAGACGGCUACAUCGACCUCCUGCGCCAU